CUGUUGAAAAAGAUCAAUCACUAUAGAGCAAGGAGCAAAGCAAAUAAACUAUCCCCUUCUAAAGGUAAAACUAAAUAUGAUUCAAAGCAAGACCAAUCAUCGUCGCCGUUGCAUCUCAAAAUCCCAAAAAACAGACAUUUACCACCGCCGAGUGCGUCUUUGGCACCACCAUCCAGAGCUUCUCUUUCGUUUGCACUAGACCCACGACCUGGUAGCUAUAAUUUUGAAACUUUAAGUUCAGAUGACGACAGUGAUGCUGAAACUGUUCAUAGUUUAUUUUCCCAAGAUUUACAAGCAAGCUCAAAUGAGUCAAAUCAUGUGAACUUUCCAAUCAGCAUUAGAGACACAUCUGGAAUCUCAAAUGUCUCAGACAAUGUUCUCGGAAUAUUGAGACGACGAACUGGAGAUCUCCCACCAAGUCUCACACGAAGAACUGAAAUUUUUUAUCUAAGCCAAGAAAAUGGCGCUUAUGAGAGCAUCAAAGAUGGCAGUGAUGAUGAAAGUCCCUUUCUAUCGCCAGCAAGACCAGAACUUUAUCCCAACUUGAGUCUUUUCUCAACUUCAUAUAUCGAACCUGAAAAGUUUGAAUCAUCAGAUUCUGAUCUAGAUGGUAAUUCAUAUAGAGUGGAGAAAAAAUCAUUCAACACAAAUUUAACAAAUGUGAGCCAUGACUAUGACCCUAAU
Molecule: messenger RNA, 684 nt
Organism: Lymnaea stagnalis (great pond snail)
Lineage: Eukaryota; Metazoa; Mollusca; Gastropoda; Lymnaeidae
Source: the annotation of a GenBank genome assembly